Messenger RNA from Phodopus roborovskii (desert hamster), 3646 nucleotides. It is a transcript of the gene Manba, whose product is annotated as mannosidase beta. The coding region runs from base 1 to 2640 and encodes 879 amino acids. Lineage: Eukaryota; Metazoa; Chordata; Mammalia; Rodentia; Cricetidae. Gene Ontology annotation, molecular function: beta-mannosidase activity. Gene Ontology annotation, biological process: carbohydrate metabolic process; glycoprotein catabolic process. The transcript has 17 exons. The record is from RefSeq and is a predicted model, not a curated record.
AUGCAUCUCUACCUGCUGACGCUGUUGGCGCUGAGCGGGGCGGGCUGCGUGGUGGCGGGUCCCAGCCACAGCUUGCGGGGGAGCUGGUGGGUGAGCAACGGGAACGGCUCCCUGGAGCUACCGGGGACUGUCCCCGGCUGCGUGCACAGCGCCUUGUACCAGCGCGGGCUGAUCCAGGAUCCUUACUACAGAUUUAAUGACCUCAACUACAGAUGGAUUUCCUUAGAUAACUGGACCUACAGCACGGAAUUCAAAAUCCCCUUUAAUAUCAGAGAAUGGCAGAAAGUCAAGUUGAUUUUUGAUGGAGUUGACACAGUUGCAGAAAUCCAGUUCAAUAAUGUCACUAUUGGGAAGACAGACAACAUGUUCACAGGCUAUAGCUUUGACAUCACCGACUUGGUCAGGGAUGCUAACUCCUUAAAGCUGCGGUUCCAGUCAGCAGUGCAAUAUGCCGAGCUUCAGAACAAAGCUCACACUCGCUACCCGGUGCCCCCAGCCUGCCCCCCCAAGGAGCAGAAGGGUGAAUGCCACGUCAACUUUAUCCGAAAGGAGCAGUGCUCCUUUAGCUGGGACUGGGGGCCUUCCUUUCCCUCUCAAGGAAUCUGGAAAGAUGUCAGAAUUGAAGCCUAUAACAUUAGUCACCUGAAUCACCUCACGUUUCUGCCAAUAUAUGAUAACACUUCUCAGGAGUGGACUGUUGAGAUCGAGGCCUCUUUUGAUGUGGUCAGCUCAAAGCCAGUUGGUGGUCAGGCGAUUGUAGCCAUCCCUAAACUGCAAACACAGCAGACGUACAACAUCGAACUUCAACAGAGGCAAAGGACUGUUAAACUCCUUGUGAAAAUUAGCAAGGAGAUUGCAGUGGAGCCCUGGUGGCCUCGUGGACAUGGAAACCAGACUGGAUACAACAUGACAAUUCACUUCGUGCUGGAUGGAGGCCUAAGUAUUGAGAAAUCAGCCAAGGUUUAUUUCAGAACAGUGCAACUUGUAGAAGAGCCCAUAAAAGAUUCUCCUGGCCUGAGUUUCUACUUCAAAAUUAAUGGACUUCCUAUAUUUCUGAAAGGCUCAAACUGGAUCCCAGCUGACUCAUUCCAAGAGAAAGUCACCCCAGAACUGCUGCAGCUCCUUUUGCAGUCUGUUGUGGAUGCCAACAUGAACACUCUGCGGGUGUGGGGAGGAGGUGUUUAUGAGCAGGAUGAAUUCUAUGAACUCUGCAAUGAGCUUGGAAUAAUGGUAUGGCAGGACUUUAUGUUUGCCUGUGCCCUUUAUCCAACUGAGCAGAGCUUCAUGGAGUCAGUGAGAGCCGAAGUUACUUACCAGAUUAGGAGGCUCAAAUCUCACCCCUCCAUCAUUAUAUGGAGUGGUAAUAAUGAGAAUGAAGUGGCCCUAAGUGUGGACUGGUUUCAUAUAAAUCCCAGCGACUUGAAAACCUACAUUGACGACUAUGUAACCCUGUACGUGAGCAACAUCAGAGAGAUUGUCUUACAAGAAGACAAGAGCCGCCCUUUUAUUGCAUCCAGCCCUACCAAUGGGGUCAAAACCAUGGCAGAAGGCUGGGUCUCUAAAGACCCUUACAGCAACCUUUAUGGAGACGUCCAUUUUUAUGACUAUUUGAGUGACUGCUGGGAUUGGAAGGUCUUCCCCAAAGCUCGAUUAGUAUCCGAAUAUGGCUACCAGUCCUGGCCUUCCUUUAGCACACUAGAAAAGGUUUCAUCUAAAGAGGACUGGUCUUACAGUAGCCACUUUUCCCUUCACCGACAGCAUCAUGGAGAUGGUAACGAUGAAAUGCUUCAGCAGGCUCAGCUUCAUUUCACAUUGCCCCAAAGGACAGACCCCUUACGCAAAUUUAAAGAUACUAUCUACCUUACUCAGGUGAUGCAGGCCCAGUGUGUCAAAUCAGAAACUGAAUUCUACAUGCGCAGCCGCAGCGAGGUAGUGAAUGGAGAAGGCCGCACCAUGGGGGCACUCUAUUGGCAGUUGAAUGACAUCUGGCAGGCUCCUUCCUGGGCCUCUCUUGAGUAUGGAGGAAAAUGGAAAAUGCUGCAUUACUUUGCUCGGAGAUUCUUCGCUCCUCUGUUACCAGUAGGUUUUGAAGAUAGAGGUGUGUUUUAUGUCUAUGGCGUGUCAGAUCUUCACCGAGACUACAACACGAGGCUCACUGUGAGGGUCUACACCUGGAGCUCACUGAAGCCUGUGUGCUCUCUUGUGACUUCACAUGCUGUGCUGAAAGCAGGGGAGGCUACGAUCCUCUACAAGAAGCCAGUGCCUAAGCUGCUGGAGAGAUGUAAGGGAUGUACCAGGGAAACCUGUGUGGUUUCCUUCCACCUUUCAACCGACAGUGACCUCUUCAGCCCAACCAACUACCAUUUCCUGUCCUCCCUGAAGGAUGCCAAAGGGCUGGUCAAGGCCAACAUCACUGUCAACAUCUCUCAGAAGGGUGAUUUAUUUGUUUUUGAUCUGAAAACGUCUGCCAUCGCUCCCUUUGUUUGGCUGGAUGUAGGAAGCAUCCCGGGGAGAUUUAGUGAUAAUGGCUUCCUCAUGACUAAGAAGAUGCAUUCCGUCCUGUUUCAUCCUUGGAAGCUCACCAGCAAGCGUGAGCUGCAGCAGGCUUUCAGUGUGACCUCCCUGACCGACAUCUACUGAAGGGACAUGGGUUCUAGCUCAGCCGACACUGGGAAUGAAGCCUUUCUAAAGCAGGCCCCAAGAGAAAGGCAGCCUGACGGGAAGAGAAGCCGCCACAGCACAUCUAACUAACUAGCUGGUGUGCGCCGACUGUCCACUCCUCCAGUGUGCACAGUGUACUUUCAAAAAUGGCUGAUCACCCAGGUGAUGCUCUUAGACAAGGUCAUCCCCGGGUGUUCUUGAAUCUUCCAGGAUUGCAUUUUUUAGAACUUUGUUCCACAGCUAAAGCGCAACCAGAAAGAAGAGUUACCCAAUGUGAGGAUGUUUUGGGGAGCUGCUGGAUUGUGAUAAGGCGGCCAUGAGUGGAACUAAAUGUGGAGGUUCUGAAGUAAUGCAGGCCUUUCACAGUGGUGUGGAACCCUACCCACUGAAGACAAAGAGUGUGUUUAUUAUUGUCAGAGGAAAUGGGAGCUCAGAUGCUACAAUAGAGAUUGCUUGAUGGCAGCCAUAUGGAUUGCUGUUGGUUGACAGUGGAGGGGUUUGAUGGCUGUCAUUUAAUCACCAUCUUAAUGUAGGAUUCCUUUUAUUUCAUAGGUUUGCUCUUAAAAGACCAUGAGAGUGAUCUCUUUAAAAAGCAUUCUAAGCUGGCUGUUUGUGCCUUCCUGUAAUCCCAGCACUCUGGGGGCAGAGGAGGGAGGCUGGAGGCUCACAAGUUGUCUCUGAGUACACGGUAGAAUUGUUCACCUGUCUUGGCCCUAAGGUUUCACGUGAGCUUACUGUGGUUCUGAUGAGCUUUCUAAUCCGAAGGUAUGAGCUGUGUUUAAUCCCAUUGGCUCUGGUGUGGAAGUGGUAAAAAAAAAUGUUAAUAAGUAGCAAAUUGGGUAUAGGUUUGUACCACUUUUGUAUUUUUUCUAUAUGUUUAAAAUUAUAUAAAAAGCCGUAGGCCAUACAAAUUGCAUUGACAACUUGAUCGUUCAUCUGUGCUCUGUUUCACCAUUUAAUAAACAUUCCAUUGUGUGCAAUGCUA